Messenger RNA from Cololabis saira (Pacific saury), 5293 nucleotides. Its product is annotated as NLR family CARD domain-containing protein 3-like. Gene Ontology annotation, molecular function: protein binding. The coding region runs from base 143 to 3520 and encodes 1125 amino acids. The record is from RefSeq and is a predicted model, not a curated record. The transcript has 11 exons. NCBI's taxonomy places the organism in Eukaryota, Metazoa, Chordata, Actinopteri, Beloniformes, Belonidae.
CUGUAACUCAUUCCAGGAUCAGUUCAGUUGCGUCUCAGUGGGUUUUGUUCAGACUGCAGAAUAUUCAUCUUCAACUCUUUGGACUGUUUGAAGAAACUAUGAAGGUGUGUGUGUGAGCUGAUGUGGACGUAAAUUCAGUAGAAUGGACCAGUGUGAGGACGGAGAGGAGGGAGUCCCUCUCUCUAAAACCUCUCUGUGUGGAGAACAUGAGAGUCUGAGCAAAGCUCAGAGGAAUCAACCUGGACCUGGACCUGGACCUGGACCUGGACCUGGACCUGGACCUGGACCUGGACCUGGACCUGGACCUGGACCUGGACCCAGCUGUGUGUCCUUGAAGAGUGACCGGUCAAAAGUCUUACUAAUUGAAUUUAAAGGAGACCAAGGUUCUGCUGUAAAUAAGGUCCAUCAGAAAAGAGACUCUCUUGAACUUGAACCCAGCUGUUUGUCCUUGAAGAGCGACCAGUCAAAGGAAUAUAUUAUUAACUUUAAAGGAGACCAAGGUUCUUCUUCAGAGAGAGUGGACCAGCAGAGCUCAGAGCCUCCCAGCGGUCCGUCUGUCCAGCAGCAUCAGACACAUCUGGACUCCAUAUUUCUGCUGCUGGAGGACAACAUUGUCAUGUUUGUGAAGAAUGAGCUGAAGAAGAUCCAGAGGGGUCUGAGUCCAGAUUACCCAGAAUCCCUCGAGCAUGUGUUGCAGGGUGAGGAUGAAGAGCAGAGGAGGAGCAGCAGAGAGGCGUUUGUGAAGAUCACAGUGAACUUCCUGAGGAGAAUGAAGCAGGAGGAGCUGGCUGAGCGUCUGCAGAGCAGUACUUUUGCUGAAGUUUGUAAAAAGCAGCUGAAGUCUAAGCUGAAGAAGAAGUGCCAGUGUGUGUUUGAGGGGAUUAUUAAAGCAGGAAACCCAACCCUUCUGAAGCAGAUCUACACAGAGCUCUACAUCACAGAGGGAGGGACUGGAGAGGUCAACGAUGAACAUGAAGUCAGACAGAUUGAAGUAGCAUCCAGGAAACCACACAGAGCAGAAACAACCAUCAGACAGGAAGACAUCUUUAAACUCCCACCUGGAAGAGAUGAACCAAUCAGAACGGUGAUGACGAAGGGAGUGGCCGGCAUCGGGAAAACAGUCCUAACACAGAAGUUCAGUCUGGAUUGGGCUGAAGGCAGAACCAACCAGGACAUCCAGUUACUGCUUCCAUUCACCUUCAGAGAGCUGAAUGUGCUGAAAGACAGAAAGUUCAGCUUGGUGGAACUUGUUCGUCACUUCUUCACUGAAACCAGAGAAAUCUGCAGCUUUGAAGAGUUCCAGGUCGUGUUCAUCUUUGACGGUCUGGAUGAGAGUCGACUUCCUCUGGACUUCCACAACAAUGAGGUCCUGACUGAUGUUACAGAGUCCACCUCGGUGGAUGUGCUGCUGACAAGCCUCAUCAGGGGGAACCUGCUUCCUUCUGCUCAUCUCUGGAUCACCACACGGCCCGCAGCAGCCAAUCAGAUCCCUCCUGAGUGUGUCUCCAUGGUGACAGAGGUCAGAGGGUUCACUAACCCACAGAAGGAGGAGUACUUCAGGAAGAGGUUCAGAGAAGAGGAGCAGACCAGCAGGAUCAUCUCCCACAUCAAGACAUCUCGAAGCCUCCACAUCAUGUGCCACAUACCAAUCUUCUGCUGGAUCACUGCUACAGUCCUGGAGAACGUCCUGGAGAACGUCCUGGAGAACGUCCUGGAAACCAGAGAGGGAGGGGGGCUGCCCAAGACCCUGACUGAGAUGUACAUCCACUUCCUGGUGGUCCAGGCCAAACUGAAGAAUGUCAAGUAUGAUGGAGGAGCUGAGACGGAUCCACACUGGAGUCCAGAGACCAGGAAGAUGGUGGAGUCUCUGGGAAAACUGGCUUUUGAGCAGCUGCUGAAAGGAAACCUGAUCUUCUAUGAACCAGACCUGAGAGAGUGUGACAUCAAUAUCAGAGAAGCCUCAGUGUACUCAGGAGUGUUCACCCAGAUCUUUAGAGAGGAGAGCAGCCUGUACCAGGACCAGGUCUUCUGCUUUAUCCAUCUGAGUGUUCAGGAGUUUCUGGCUGCUCUGCAUGUCCAUCAGACCUUCAUCAAGUCUGGAGUCAACCUGCUGGAGGAUCAAAAAGACACAGAGACAGACCUCUAUCAGAGUGCUGUGGACAAGGCCUUACAGAGUCCCAACGGACACCUGGACUUGUUCCUGCGCUUCCUCCUGGGUCUUUCACUGGAGACCAAUCAGACUCUCCUACGAGGUCUGUUGGAACCAAAACAAAGAAGUUCACAUAACAAUCAGGAAACAGUUGAAUACAUCAAGCAGAAGAUCAGUGAGGAUCUGUCUGCAGAGAGAAGCAUCAACCUGUUCCACUGUCUGAAUGAACUGAAUGAUGGUUCUCUGGUGGAGGAGGUCCAACGGUCCCUGAGGUCUGGACGUCUCUCGACAGAUGAACUGUCUCCUGCUCAGUGGUCGGCUCUGGGCUUCAUCUUACUGUCAUCAGAAGAAGAUCUGGAGGUGUUUGACCUGAAGAAGUUCUCAGUUUCAGAGGACUUUCUACGGAGGCUGCUGCCGGUGGUCAAAGCCUCGAAGAAAGUUGUGUUGAGUGGUUGUAACCUCUCAGAGGACAUCUGUCCAGUUCUGUCCUCAGUUCUCAGCUCUCAGUCCUCCAGUCUGACAGAACUGGACCUGAGUAACAACCACCUGCAGGAUUCAGGACUGAAGAAGCUGUGUCCUGGACUGGAGAGUCCACACUGUCACCUGGAGUCUCUCAGGCUGUCAGGCUGUCUGAUCGCAGAGGAAGGCUGUGCUUCUCUGGUCUCAGCUCUGAGCUCCAACCCCUCCCAUCUGAGAGAGCUGGAUCUGAGCUACAACCAUCCAGGAGAGUCAGCAGGGAAGCUUCUGUCUGCUGGACUGGAGGAUCCCUGCUGGAGACUGGACACUCUCAGGGUGGAGCCUGCUGGACAACGAUGGUUGACACCAGGUCUGAGGAAGUAUUCCUGUCAACUCACCAUCGACACAAACACAGUAAACAACUACAUCAAACUGUCUGACAACAACAGGAAGAUGACAAGUGUGGAGGAGGAUCAGUCAUAUCCUUAUCAUCCAGACAGGUUUGAUUACAAUUAUCAGCUGCUGUGUAGAGAAGUUCUGACGGGUCGCUGUUACUGGGAGGUCCAGUGGAGAGGAAGAGUUUCUGUAUCAGUGAGUUACAGAAGAAUCAGCAGGAAAGGAAGCUCUGAAGAAUGUGUGUUUGGAAAGAAGGAUCAUUCCUGGAGUCUGGACUGUUCUGAUGGUGGUCGGUACUCUGUCUGGCACAAUAACAGAGAAACAUAUUGGUCCUCCUCUUCCUCAGUCUCUGACAGAGUAGCAGUGUAUGUGGACGUUCCUGCUGGAACUCUGUCCUUCUACAGCGUCUCCUCUGACAUACUGAUCCACCUCCACACCUUGAACACCACAUUCACUGAACCUCUCUAUCCCGGGUUCAGGUUCUGGCCUGGUUCUGGUUGUUCAGUGUCUCUGUGUUGAGUUCAGUCUCAAGAGUCUCCUCCUGUCAGAGAAACUGUCUCUGUUGGACAGAUAGUUGAGUCUGUACAUGUCUGUCUCUGUCUCCAUCAGAACACCUGAAUCACAUGUUGGUGAAACUGUUCUGAAUGAUUCCUUGGAAACUUCUUCCUCUUCCAGUCCUUUAAAGGUGGAAGCUGUCGUUAUUCCAGGAUCCACAUGUUGUUCUUCUGUCUGUUUCCAGUCAGAGCUUCACAGUGAACAGCAGCAUGUUGUUUCUCUGCAGCUCAGUUCAGCUGAGAUCAGUCAGUUCAUGUCAGCUGCAGUUAGUUUGCUGCACAUGUGACCAACUGUGAUGUCAGACAGGAAUCAUUGAGCUGCUUUACUGUAAUUAUUUUUAUGCACAUUUGUCGGUAGAAUGAGAAAUCAACAACAAUAACAUGCUUAUAUGGUUCCUAGAGUGUAGAAUAAGAACUGGACAAACCCUCCAUGAUGUCACUCGUGGGUUUUCUGAAGAGGGGUUUUAAAGCCUCGUCUUCCUCGUACUGCGCCGCUCCAUGUUGUAAACGGGAAGAACAAACUGGUCUGGAAGCUGCUGCAACACUAACUAAAUCAUGAUCACCGACCUUUGUGAACUGAGAGCUACUUCAAGGAUCCUGAACAACAAGAAAGACUACUUGCUCGAUUGAACUUUUUGAAUAAAGUUCUCCUUUGACAAUAUUUGAUAUUCACUCAUUAAAAGCGCUGCCUCAACAUUUUCUCACAUUAGUUAUCAAAUUGACUUAUGAUAGGAAACAUAUUUCAGCAUGAAACAUUUUUUUUUUUUAAUCUCAAUUUAAUUUGGUCCAAUUUUCAAAUGAUCACUUCUGUAACAUUUAAGUAGCAAAUCAUGAACGUCUUCAAAUCUGUCACAGAGUGGUUGGAUGAGGACCCAGAUGCAGGAGAGCGAGAGGCAGGAGUUCAACAAAAAGGGUUUAUUUUACAAAAACCAAAAGCGCUGCUUGGCAGGAUCAAAAGUAACACAAAACAGGGAUCCAAAAAACUUGAGCAAAAACUUGCCAGGACACAUGGAGGAAAGAAACAAGACAGAACCACAAGGAGCAAGGGAACGACAAGACCAGAUAUACACAAGUGGGUAACGAGACACAGGUGUGAACAAUCAGGGCAGAUGGAUGACAGGCGGGGAAAAACAGAAACACAAACUGGGGGAAAUGUCAACCACUGACACAAAUCAAGUCCCAUUUAUAGGAAACUCAACCACCAUAACACUUUUAGCAAAUCAUGAAGCCCCACAUCUGUAGAAAUGAUCAGGUAUAAAAAUAAUCAGAACUUCAAAAUCCCCACAUCUGUACUAAUAAUCAAAUAUGUAGCACUGUUCUGAAGGUUUUCAUGACAGAGGGGUUGAUUUAAGCGCAUCGAGUGCUGCUGCACUCGAUCCCACUGAGUGCUGCUUAUCGUGUAGCAGAAGAAGAGAGACAAGGAUGAGACGCUGGAUGAUGUGGAUGAAGCUGUUAUAUUACUUUGUGUCAUGAAUCUGAUGUUUGUGGUUGAGUGUGCGACCAGAGAAACGUAAGUUAUAUUGUUGUUUGUUGGAAGCACUUCUUGUUGUUAUAUUUUAUAAGUCUGGUGCUGAGUAUUUCCAGCAGUGUUAUUUACUUCGCUAAUCGUUCAAAAGUCAUUUAUACUAUGAAAUCUGAAUCUCACUGACUGUUUUCUUUGUUGCCAGUUAAAUGUGAUAGUUUCUCAUGCAUAUUAUCUCUGUAUAUGAUGUUCAUGCUAAUAAAAUUAUUAUUUGGA